UCCAUUUCCCUUUCCUUCCCCCAUUCCUCCCUCUCCUGCUCCUGGGCUCCUGCGCAGCUUGUCCUGUUCUGGAGGAGGUGAGGCGCCUGUUGUUCUGGGACCCCCCAGACCUGGCAUGGAGAGCCUGGAGGAGUGCGGAGAGGACGCCGCGCUGGAGCCCUGCAGGACCCCCCAGGCCUCUGUGACGUUCAAGGAUGUGGCCGUGGACUUCACCUGGGAGGAGUGGAGGCUCCUGGACCCUCCCCAGAAGGAGCUGUUCUGGGAGGUGAUGCUGGAGAACUACAGGAACCUGGUCUGCCUGGGCCUUGCUGAUUCAAACAAGGAUGUGAGGAUCUCUGAGCUAGAGUCAGAGGAACCACAUUGGAUUCCAACUGGUGGUGUCCUAAGAAGCGGCUGGCCAGUAUGGGACUAUAAGAACAUGAGAGCAUUUGUUAAAUUGCAGGUGACUAUCCUGGUAGAUUAUGUCUGA
Molecule: messenger RNA, 469 nt
Organism: Monodelphis domestica (gray short-tailed opossum)
Lineage: Eukaryota; Metazoa; Chordata; Mammalia; Didelphimorphia; Didelphidae
Source: RefSeq, a predicted model, not a curated record